CGCCUGCGCGGCAGCCUACAAUAUUUAUCGCGGAGUGACCGGAGAAGCGCACGGGUGGGCAGGACAGCCACAAACGGAUACAGUUUUCUUUCUUUACAGGGAAAGUGCAAACACAUUUCCCACGGAGUCAGGGCGAUGGAGAAAGGUGCGAACCAGUGUUAACGAUAGCAGGUCAGAGUCUAACGCGGAAGGCAUCGUUCCGACCGUGAACACACACCUGCGCUGCCUAAAGGUUUUCUGCAGUGCACAGGGCAGCAUCGGGCAAAUGACAGAGGCAAACGCAUCGCCGGAGCGUUUUUUUCCGGGGGCAUCGCGAUCACUGGGAAGGAAUGCAUAGUUGCCGGAGAAACCGAGGUUGAAAGGCGUUCUACUGUUCCUCCCGACUGACUACGCGCAAAUCACAGCUCUGAUGAUUGAAAUAUGGAGAAACAGGCUCUCGUAACGGCGGUCAGCUUGUCCAUGAGCAUUUUGUCGUUAUUGCUGCUCGUCACCGCUAUCUUCACUGACCACUGGUACCAGACGGACACCCGGAGGCACAAGGAGAAUUGUGACUUGUACGGGACGGAUUCCAACGGUCAGAAAAACAGGGAGAUGCCGAUCUACCACCUGCCGCUUGUGGACAACAACAAUCCUCGACGGAGUCUGGCUCUAAUGAAGCCGAUACACGUCGGGAGCCGGGAAGAGGAACUCCUGGAGAACUGGAGGUCAAUACUGGGGAUGGGGAUUUUGGAGACGGAGUGUGGACGUCCGCUGUUUUCAACCUAUUCGGGACUGUGGAGAAAAUGUUACUUCCUCGGCUUGGACGAGGAUAUUGAUAAACUCAUUUACAAGGGUAUUGCACAGAGAUGCACGACAGUGAAGUACCACUUCUCCCAGCCCAUACGGCUCAGGAACAUCCCCCUCAACCUGACCCGCACCAUCCAGCAGGACGAGUGGCACCUCCUGCAUCUGCGGCGGAUCACGGCGGGGUUUCUGGGAAUGGCGGCGGCGGUGCUGCUGUGCGGGUCCAUCGUGGCCACGGUCAGCUUCUUCUGGGAGGAGAACCUCACCCAGCACGUCUCCGGCCUGCUCUUCCUCAUGGCAGGGAUAUUCUGCACCAUCUCCCUCUGCACGUACGCGGCCAGCGUGUCGUACGACCUCUCGAGGAACCCGCCCUUCAUCUACGGGCUGCCCGGCGACGUGGACCACAGCUACAGCUGGUCCAUGUUCUGCGCCUGGGUGAGCCUGGGCCUGACGGUGGCGUCGGGCUGCCUGUGCACCACCUACCCCUUCCUGAGCCGCUCCAAAGCGCUGCAGUCCAAGACCGCGCCCGACUCGUCCGUCUGAGCCAAUCCGUUUCCCCCCCUCCGCUCCCAUUCGCCCACGGGGCCAGGAAGCUGCGCUGUGAUUGGUCAGUCUCCUGACGGUUUGACCCCCCCCCCCCCCCCUUCCCCCCGCAGCCUCUUCUCGCCGUGUUGCGCCGUCGCGGCAACGUGCCGGACUGGUGUAGUUCCUGUACAGUUCAUUAUCUUUAUGCAUUUAUUAUUCAAUAAGUAUACAUAGGUGUACAUGUAUAUAAGCACACAUACGUAUGUAUAUCUGCACAAAUACGGCCCUUCUUAUACAAAACAAAAACAAACAAAAAAAACAAGACAAAAAACAAAACAAAAUGGAGUAUGUGAAUAGUUGUGGCUGUUAGCUAUUCUGUCCGGGCCUGUAAGGAUCCUCUGGCCAAAUGCAGUGAUGCCUACUCAUCAGAACUGGGAAAAACAAACUUUUACAUUUCUUUAUUUCUCCUUUUACACGUGCUAGACCUAGCAUGAAAAGCACAGUCUCCCGGUGGAACCAUAGCUGUUGUGUGAACGAAUAAUCCUCCGUUUAAACAUGUCCGAACAAUGUCGUGGAACCAAGCGCCGUUUUCUGCUCUGAGGCGCACAUUUGCUCCAGCAGUCGUGCCCUGUGGAUCGUGGACGAGAGAGAACCCGAGAGAGAGGUGAGGGUUUGGUUGUACGAGGCCGGCUUUAAACCGAGAACACAGAGGCUUUUACGGGAAACGCCCGCUUGUGCUCGCUCACAAAGCCAAGCUGACGUACAGCGCUCAGCCCGUGGGACGGUUGUACAGUUUGACAGCGUGCGCAAGCAGAGAGGACCGCUCCAGGGCACAGAUACCGGGGAGAGCGGACACUGUGAAUGUCUUCGCUCAACGACGGACGCUGGAUGUCAUUAUAACGGGAGCGACAGGCCUGCGAACCGCACAUUAUUUUCGGUAUUUCCGAGACUCGCUGGCUCAGCGAGUUUCCGCAAAGGUUGAAGCGACCGCUAGAACUAUGCUUUCCAGCGCCCCCCCCACCCCUGACAAUCUAGUGACGAGGACAUGAGGUGCUGAUUCUGUCAAAAGUCUGUCCAGAACUGGGCCGAGUUCGAUUCCACUUUCACACGUUCCCUUCCCCUGCGGUCUGAGGUAUUUCCAGACUAAAUUUGUGAGAAACAGCAAGCUGACUUAACAGCUGCUCUGCAAAGGAGAAUAGGCUGGUUUAAUGUUGGGACCGCUCAUAAAUUUCGUUUGUACAAAAAAAUACGAAGAAAAUUGGCGAAUGCGGAAAGUUCUCUUAAAUCCGUCAUAUGAGCGUUUUAAGAACAAAUCUGUUCGUACGAGUGGUUCUUGCAUGAGGCCCAUUGUUGUUCAAACAGCUGGACACGCCCCUCGCCACUAAACUCCUCGACAGUGUUGAUCUACUGGGGGGGGGGUUAUAUUAUGUUCGACACCCCUAGGCGCUGUUCUCCACAGACUUCUGAACGAAUCGGCGCCUCGUACGGGGACGUGAGGGCGACGGCGGGAACCUGGCAGGAAGAUGGCGGCAGUUCCUCGAUGGCGCCGUGUCUGUGAGCCAGAGCUGGGAGCCUCACUGCGCUUGUGUUCUGGUCCUUAAACGUGUACAAAAAAAAAUAAACAAACAAACCUGA
This is a messenger RNA of Conger conger (European conger), 2943 nucleotides long. RefSeq names its product transmembrane protein 178a (gene tmem178a). The record is from RefSeq and is a predicted model, not a curated record. Bases 421 to 1326 code for a protein of 301 amino acids. Gene Ontology annotation, biological process: regulation of cytosolic calcium ion concentration; negative regulation of osteoclast differentiation. Gene Ontology annotation, cellular component: endoplasmic reticulum membrane. Lineage: Eukaryota; Metazoa; Chordata; Actinopteri; Anguilliformes; Congridae. The transcript has 4 exons.